AUGACUUCUUCUUCUCUAAAAAUUGAUGGUCUUCUUGGCAUGGUGACUCUCCGUCUCAAAGAGAACAACUUCUUGAAGUGGCGAUAUCAACUGGAAUCUGUCCUUGAAGGUCAUGAUCUUUUUGGUUAUUUCGAUGGAUCUGUGAUUCCUCUGCUGAAGUUCGCAAUUAUGGACGAAGAAGGUGUUACUUCUGAAGUCACCGCAGCGUAUAAGGAAUGGCUAAAGAUUGACAAAGCCUUACUCAGUUUCUUGAUUGCGACGCUGUCCGAUGAUGCCAUCGAAUAUGUAAUUGGGAGCAAGACCUCUCGUGAUGCCUGGUUAAGCCUUACAGAUCAGUACGCCACUGUCUCUAGAGCUCGAAUCAAUCAACUUAAGACUGAGAUCCAAACAGCUCAGAAAGGUGGAGACUCCGUUGAUAAAUUCCUCCUUCGUCUCAAGCACAUCAAGGAUCAGUUGGCAAUCGCUAGUGUUCCGGUAUCGGCUGAUGAUCUCAUGAUUUCAGUGCUCAAUGGCCUUUCUUCUGAGUAUGACAUGAUAAAGACUGUCUUUGUGGCUCGUGAAACAUCAAUAUCUUUUAAGGAUUUUCGUACUCAACUUCUCACUACAGAACAAGCUAUUAAGGCUUGA
Molecule: messenger RNA, 627 nt
Organism: Prunus persica (peach)
Lineage: Eukaryota; Viridiplantae; Streptophyta; Magnoliopsida; Rosales; Rosaceae
Exons: 1
Coding region: 1-627 (208 amino acids)
Source: RefSeq, a predicted model, not a curated record